GACUAGUGCGUUACUCUGCAGACGAAGAGUGUACGGAUACUCCAGUGUAUCUCUGACGUAGGCAAGUAUUUCUACAAGUCCUGAACAAGUUUUAUGCAAGUUUGGUCAACAAAAGAUUAUGGAAGGAAGAAUGGUCCAAAAGUUCACAGUCAAAUGCAUACAUAUUAGCAACGUUUCAUGAAUAAACCUUGGAGAUACCACCUGAUUUAUAAAAAGCAAAGCAGGGCGCAAAAUAUUGUGCACCAUGCUCAAUGAACCUGCUUCCCCGUAUGCAUUUUGCAAAGACUUGCAGAACUUGGUCAUAGUGACACAAGAACAUAUCAUAUCACCGUUGCGUAAGGAGUUGAAGCGAAAUGAUGAGCAUUCAGAAAUUCUAUCAUUGGAGAUUCAGGAUGCUGAAAAUAAAACUUUCGAAUAUUUAGCUCAACAGAUUUCGGCUAUUUGUAAUGCUGACGAAGAUACCGCCAAUGCUAUUCUUCGUGAAUACCCGAAAUCGGAAGUGUGUUUCCGGUGUCUUGGAAUUAAUGAAGAUACAAUACAAGGUCUUCUGCGUAUUCGAGGUAUUGGGUUCUUACAGUUGUUGGAUAUGCCGGAUAGUGAAGUAAGAACGAUUCUACAAAAUUAUGGUGACUACGGGGAAGAAGUUGAUCACGUGCUUGCGGGUCUUGCGAAAAUACGCGGAAAUAUUGAUCUUAUUGAAAGUGAUCUGGCUUUUGAGGAUGAUACUAGAAAUCUUAUCAAAUUGAUUAUGCGCUUAUCUGAGGAAGAUUCUCAUGUUGGGGAGUUAGGCAAUGUCAUGUGUUCUCAAGCGAACGAAGAACCUAAAGAUUCUCGCAUACCCCCUUUAUAUGUUACUGGGCCAGAAGACUCUCCGUUUGUGAAUAAGGAAACACUUGUACAGAAUCAGUCUUUCAAAAAUACCAGGGUAGUUGUCUCUUCUCACUCAGAUCACAACACAUCUUGCGGGAGUCUUAUUGGACACUCGAACUCAGACCAUGCUAAUACAUUCAGAGCUGUAUAUGAUCCCAAUUGCAACGGUGUUAGUUCAUUUAAUUCUCCUCAUGCUUCCAGUUGUAUCACUAUCAACCACUCACAAAAUCCUGUGAUCAAAGCCAAUACUGGCAAGGCAUCUAGAAAUGAUUUCAAGACAUUUAAUCUCUUUCCAGGUAUAUCUGAUUCGAAUAUUCCUUCUGAAGUAGAUAUACACAACGGCGGUCUUUCAGUACCUUCUACUCCCAUCUCAUCUAAAAUUUCUUGUUCAACAAUCUUAUCACCUUCUAGCUUUUUUAAAGCAGGUCGUUAUACUUUGCCAAACGAAGCAAUUCCCCUAUCCCUAAGUGGUCGUCGAGUAGGGAUCCCUUCUCGAGAUCGCGAACAUCAUUCUCGGCAGUCAGGGACUCCACCACCGAAGUAUCGUUUUAAAUUCUCCUCCCCACUUCAUCGUAGCAAAUCACAUGAGUCCAACCUGGCCAACCGUAUUAUCCUAUCUGCUCUUUCCACUGCAACAUUACCCCAUCCGGAAAUAAGUGCUACGUGUAUUAGUAGACCGCAGUUACUAUUGUGCAGUGCGAUUUCCCCUGAUGCUUCCAGCGGUUUAAACAGCGACUACUUUAAUUAUUCUGACUGUAUAAAUGGCAAUAGACCAUCUCUAUCUAGUGCUCAGUACAUUACAUGUAGUAGUAGCGAUAAUGCAUCAGGCAGCAACAAGACAAUUUCAACAUUCUACUAUACUAGUUCUGUUACUGACAGUACUACGACAUUAGUCACUAAUUCACGAAGUUAUGAUCAAGGUCGGCGUGUAUCUUGUGAAUAUCGUCCGUUGAAGACUAAUGUUCAGCCUUUAAUGACUACAUCUGCAGACAGUGAUAAUUCACUAGGUGUACUUAAUGUUCCGAGUAACUCAGGUGGGACAACAUUUGUUCUCAGUGUUAGUGGAUUUAUGCAUAAGUUUGAAUUAGAAUCAAAAUUUGGUGAUUUUGUCAAAGGUACUCCAUGUGCUGUUUGCAAUAAUCGAAUGCGAUUUCGUCUUCAACAUUGUGUUUAUUGCAAAAUCAAAGUGCAUAAAGGUUGUGUUUCUCAUUCAAGACGACUUCCGUGUCCGGGAUCUGGUGGACAAAAUAGUGAUUUACAUGAAUUGAAAGGUUCACCGAAUGUGCCUCAUCGACUUCAUGCAAAUGUGUUAACAACUAGUCAAACAAAUCUCCGUCCUGCACAUUCUACUCCUGCAUUUCAGAGUUCCGAUUCGAAUAGUGCUUCAUCAUGCACAAGUUCAACUCCGGGUUCACCGUUUGUUACAGGUGCCUCAUUAGUCAGUUCAACGUUGGCUACAUCAUGUUGUACUCGUUUGGAUGGUAGUAGUGCUAUGGGUAGUGCUAGCCAAAUGAUUCCUCUCUCCUCACCUCCACCAAAAAAUUUAGGCAAUACCGGCAUAUUUAAUCAUUCAGUUGCAAGUCAUUUGUCCUCACCGGUCAGCAUGCAUUCUUAUGUUGCUGGUGGAGUUGUCAACAACACACAACAGCCCCACUCUCCUCGGCAUUCCGGUCUAUGUUUCAAUCAUUUUGAAUUUCCAAGUAUCAAUCACCCUGUAAUAGAUAGUCAUCUGACAUCGAGUAAUCAAUUGUCCAAUGGGACUUCUGAUGCAAAUGCUUUAAUUAGGUGAGUGUUCGUUUCAAGUUUCAUCCUAUCACAUUUUUCGGACUUUCUUUUCGGUUGUUAUCGUCCUAAUGUUUCACUGCAAUAGUGGGAUAAAUGCCUUUUAUUUUGUCAUAUUCUGAAUAAAAUUUUCUUUUAUGUGAAGCAUCUUCAAGGUAGUCAGAUAUGGUAAACAAAAAUCUGGGGGCUCUUCUGCUAUUGAUUCACUUGAGAUAUAGUAUUGCUGAAAUUCGAGUGCUGGAAUUUAGGGUUUUUCAAGUCAACUUGUUUCUCAUCAGCAAUAACUUCAAGCAUAAAGAGAGACACUGUAUCACUUGACGUCUGCCGACAUUAAACCAAUGAUAGACGCAUCAUAUUACUAAUGAUGGAUAAUGGCCAGGAGUGGAAUCCAGGAAGCGCGUUUCGUCCCAUUUUGGACUUGUCAGUCGGAUGUACCUACAUUACAGUGAGCGACGUUAUUCCCGCUAAGGCUCGAGUAUAAGAAAUGGCCAUCGUAAUUCGUUGGCAUUGUAGAUAAUGCUCUGGAGUUUGAAGCGAUCGUUUGCGGGUUUGAGUCUUAGUGGGAACAACAUCGUUCAUUGGUAGGUUGGUACAUCUAGCGGACAAGUCUCAAGUCCCAAAUAGGACGAAACGCGCUUUUUGGAUUUCACUGCUCUCCACCGUCCAUCACUAAUCCAAGUUUGAAAUGAUAGGCAAUAUCGAGGCAUCCACACAGAAUCCUAUAUACCAAUAGAGACCGGUCAGUUCGGUCCAAUCAGUGACAGAAUAAUGGAAGCAGCAAUAUAACAUCAUAUUGCUGCCGAGUGGUGCGAUUGACUCGACUGUAAGUCCCAAAUCUGGGCUUUAUGCUUGCUGGUACUCAUCAACAACGUGUAUUCGAAACCACGAGUAGGCUGGUAUUCCCUUGAUGACUUGAGCUUGCAUCACUCAAUGCUUUAUUCAGGACCUUAACCACUAAGCUAUUCGAUAUACGACUGACCCUCAAGUAGGGUUGAAUUAUGUAUUCCAGUCGGUCACCAAUGGGUACCCGAUGUAGCUGUCUGGUUCUUCGUGCCUAACACUGAUAGUGGUCUUUUAAUCAAGUUUUAUCACUAAUCGAAGUGACGCGACACUGCGGUGUACUGUAAUUUAGUGCUAAGUUAUGGUAGUCAGUCACGGGGGGGGGGGCAUCCUGUUAAUGAACCAACAACAGUAAUCAUCUCUUAAAAUUUUCGGCCAAAAAUCAUUUGUUUCUGGUCUGCACUAACUUCAAGUAUGAGUAGAGGCAUUGUUUCUCUUGACACCCGCCAACAUUAAGCCAACGUUAUACACAUAGAUUAUCAUUAAAGAGAAUCGGUGUAGGAUUGUUGCUCUUUCUGGAGCACCUGCUUGUAUUCUGAUCACGCAUUACUACGGAUAAAUGUUUGCUUACGCUUUACUAAUUGUAGGAAACAAACUGCACCAAAACCUAUGUGUGCCUGACCAUAAGGUUGUUAAAGAAGAGAUAGCUAAGCAUCCGUCUGAACAUGACGGCAGUUCUUAUCCUGAUAAAACGGCGUAAUAUUCAUUUUGCUGUAGUGAUAGCUGUAAAAAUAUUGAUAAUCUAGAUCCAUAUGUUAGCUAAAGCCUGCAGAUCUUCACCACCUCAUACGAACCGAUUUGUACAAGAAGACUCAUACCGGCUGGCUAGUCCACAGUUAAGAGCGAAAGAAGCUUGAAAGUGAAUUGACUGAGUUUUCGCAAUAAUCACGAGCAAUAGUGGGUAGCGAAAGCGAGAGAUACGGAGAAAGCAUCAUCAUUAGAUAAUAGCUGGUAAUGAUUUAAGUUUAUUUAGGAUACUGGUAAGAAUACGAAAUUUAGUGAAACCAUUACUGACCUCGCCUGGUUAACUAGUUUACUAGUUACUAGCCGGUCCUAAGCCCGGGUAAAGAGGGAAGGUUGGGCAUAGGGCUAGCAACCCUACCCCGUAAAACAAAUCUAACCGCUAAAGAAACUUCAAAGCACAAACAAAAUAUAAAAAAUGAAAACAAACUUAUUCCCCGCUGGAAUCGGAGAGGCGAAAUGACGCCAGUUGGUGAAAGCCUUCGGGAAGCCAAUUGGCCGAUGUGUCUUCACCUCUCUCGAUGAAAGCGAAAGUAAACGUGGGGACAUGGAAUGUCCGCACGAUGUUUGAACCCAGUAAGGCAGCCCAGAUUGCAAAGGAGAUGAGAAGGUAUAACAUCGAAGUGCUUGGGAUUUGCGAAAGCAGAUGGAAUGGGAGUGGACUCUCCAAACUGUCAACUGGAGAAUCAAUAAUCUACUCCGAUAUUGUCACCCAGACGACAACCACGAGCACACUGAGUUAUGGAGUGGCUAUCAUGAUGUCCUCAAGAGCAUCGAAGGCUCUCAUGCAGUGGGAACCAAUCUCCUCCAGGAUCAUGACAGCAAGAUUCAACUCAAAAGGAAGAAAGGUCACAAUCAUACAAUGCAACGCUAUGCACCUACAAAUAAUGCAGAGAAAGAGAAAGAGGAGGAAUUUAACAGACAACUUCAAUCAACACUGGACAAGACCACAGUUGGCGAUAUCAAAAUUCUAAUGGGUGGGGUGACAUGAAUGCCAAACUGGGAGGGGACAACACAGGAAGAGAACUAACCAUGGGUCGAGAAGCGCUCGGUGAGGUGAUGAACAUGAAUGGAGAAUUGUUUGCAGAAUUCUGUGCAUUCAACGAUUUGGUGAUUGGAGUGGGGCAGUGUGUUCAGGCACAAGGAUAUCCACAAAGCGACAUGGAUUUCACCAGAUGGACACACUAAAAAUCAAAUCGACUUUAUCUCAAUCUCAAGAAAAUGGAGACGCAGUCUACUUAACACAAGGUCAAGAAGAGGAGCAGAUGUAGGUGCAGACA
Molecule: messenger RNA, 5513 nt
Organism: Heterobilharzia americana
Lineage: Eukaryota; Metazoa; Platyhelminthes; Trematoda; Strigeidida; Schistosomatidae
Source: the annotation of a GenBank genome assembly